UGCUCCAGCCUCAAGAUGUUCCUUGUAGCUCUGUCUUUUGCCUAUUUUGCGAAGGCACUGUCGGGGAGCUACAUGAAGAGCACAAUAACGCAGCUGGAGAGGCGCUUUGACAUCCCCAGUUACCUGAUAGGUGUCAUUGAUGGGAGCUUUGAGAUAGGUAACUUGUUGGUGAUAGCAUUUGUCAGUUACUUUGGAGCCAAGCUCCACCGGCCAAAGAUCAUCGCGAUGGGCUGUGUGCUCAUGUCCAUGGGCACCUUCAUCAUUGCACUGCCACACUUCAUCAUCGGCCGUUAUGAAUUUGAGACAUCAGUGCGGUGGCUGGCUAACUCCACACGUAACCCUGCUCCAUGUGCACUGGGCUCAGCAGAAACAGCCCAGGGUAGACAGAUACCAGACGUGCCACAUAAAGGAUGUGAAGGAGAGUCCAACCUGUCCAUGUGGAUCUAUGUGCUGCUGGGAAACGUACUCCGUGGAAUUGGAGAGACACCCAUCCAGCCUUUGGGCAUCUCAUAUAUAGAUGACUUUGCCACUGAGGAGAAUGCUGCAUUGUAUGUCGGCUGUGUACAGACCAUUUCAGUGGUUGGCCCAGUCUUUGGCUACCUCUUAGGUUCCCUUUGUGCCAAAAUCUAUGUGGACAUUGGAUUCGUAAAAAUGGAGAGCAUCACCAUCACUCCAGCAGAUGCCCGCUGGGUGGGGGCCUGGUGGCUUGGAUACCUCAUUGCAGGUGUAAUAACCCUCCUGUCUGCCAUUCCCUUCUGGUUUUUACCCCGCUCCCUGCCUGUGUCUGAGGGACGCAGUCCAGAGAAGUGCCCCCCAGAAAAAAACAGCUUCAUUAAGAAAUAUCAAGCAGAAGAACAUAGCAGUUUUAUAGAAAUGGCCAAAGACUUCAUCCCGACCCUGCGCACGCUGCUGGGACACCCUGUCUAUUUGAUUUACCUGUGCGUGACAAUCAUUCAACUGAACUCCCUCAUUGGUAUGGUCACCUACAAACCCAAAUACAUCGAACAGCAUUUCAGGCAGUCUGCAUCAAAGGCCAACUUCCUAAUGGGCGUGAUCAACAUCCCUGCUGUGGCUCUGGGCAUGUUCUCUGGAGGUCUGCUCAUGAAGAGGCUCAAGCUCAACAUCAUGGGAGCAGCGCGUUUUGCUUUCAUCACCUCCCUGAUUGGCUACAUCCUCUCACUCUUCUUCUUCGCUAUGAGCUGUGAGAACGCCAGGGUUGCCGGGGUUACACUGCCAUAUAACAGUGAGGAUGGCUUAUCCUAUGACAAACACUCAGUCUUUGAGAGCUGUAACCUGGGCUGUUCAUGCUCGCCCAGUGAGUGGGACCCGGUCUGUGGGGACAAUGGUGUCACAUACGUGUCUGCCUGUCUGGCCGGCUGCACCAGCUCUAUGGGCACAGGGAAAAGCACAGUCUUCUCUAACUGUAGCUGUGUUGGUGUGGCUGGUAACUUUACAGCCAGUGCAGGUCCGUGCUCAGACAAGGACGACUGUGACCGCAUGUUCCCCUAUUUCCUGGCUCUGUCUGUCAUCACGUCCUUCAUCAUCUCCUUGGGCGGCACACCCGGCUACAUGCUGCUCAUCAGAUGCAUUAAACCACAGCUGAAGUCCUUGGCUUUGGGUUUCCAUGCUAUGGCAACACGAACACUUGCAGGGAUACCAGCCCCUAUUUACUUUGGAGCCAUCAUUGAUACAACAUGUCUUAAAUGGGGCCAGAAGAGGUGUGGAGGAAUCGGAGCAUGUCGAAUAUAUAAUACCACAGCAUACAGAAUAGCAUACUUGGGCCUGACCCUGAGUCUGCGCACCAUCUCUUUUGUCAUCUGCAUCCCUGGCUUCAUACUGCUCAGCCGACAGCUCAAACAUGAAGAGAGGAACGCCCUCCAUAGCGCUGUCACCAAUGGUGGGGCUGAACUCGAAGCACUGAGGAAGGAAGAGUUAGUGAUCUCCAAUUCAGAACCGUCACAGCGGAUAUCGGACAACGGCACAGACAGAGAGACACGGCUGUGAAAAAUGUGGACCUCUUUUCUUCAUGAACAAAAACAGUGUACAAAGGAAUAACAAAAAUGCACACCCACACGAAUAAGUUGCAGGGAAUUAUACGUCACUCUCAAUAUCUGAUAAUAUAAAACAUAGGUUCUAUAUUUGUACUGGAUUUGUGAAGGCUUUAUAAGAAUUUAUGACAGAA
This is a messenger RNA of Boleophthalmus pectinirostris (great blue-spotted mudskipper), 2182 nucleotides long. Its product is annotated as solute carrier organic anion transporter family member 1C1-like. The record is from RefSeq and is a predicted model, not a curated record. Gene Ontology annotation, cellular component: membrane. The transcript is spliced from 14 exons. Lineage: Eukaryota; Metazoa; Chordata; Actinopteri; Gobiiformes; Gobiidae. Gene Ontology annotation, molecular function: protein binding. Gene Ontology annotation, biological process: transmembrane transport; sodium-independent organic anion transport. Bases 16 to 2004 code for a protein of 662 amino acids.